AACGGACCGUACGGACCACACGGCCCAGGAUCAGCAGCUGCUGCUGCCGCUGCUGCUUCAUCAGGACCAAACGGACCAUACGGACCAAACGGACCAUACGGACCAUAUGGCCCAGAAGGACCAAACGGCCCAGGAUCAUCUGCUGCCGCCGCUGCUUCAUCAGGACCAAACGGACCACACGGACCAUACGGCCCAGGAUCAUCAGCUGCUGCUGCCGCUGCUGCUUCAUCAGGACCAAACGGACCAUACGGACCAAACGGCCCAUACGGACCAAACGGACCAUAUGGACCAAACGGCCCAGGAUCAUCAGCUGCUGCUGCCGCCGCUGCUGCUUCAUCAGGAUCAAACGGACCAGUGGUUGUGAUUGAAGAAGGACCAAACGGACCAAAUGGACCAAACGGCCCAGGAUCAUCUGCUGCCGCCGCUGCUUCAUCAGGACCAAACGGACCAUACGGACCAUACGGCCCAGGAUCAUCAGCUGCUGCUGCCGCUGCUGCUUCAUCAGGAUCGAACGGACCAGUGGUUGUGAUUGAAGAAGGACCAAACGGACCAAACGGACCAAAUGGACCAAACGGCCCAGGAUCAUCUGCUGCCGCCGCUGCUUCAUCAGGACCAAACGGACCAUACGGACCAUACGGCCCAGGAUCAUCAGCUGCUGCUGCCGCUGCUGCUUCAUCAGGACCAAACGGACCAUACGGACCAAACGGCCCAUACGGACCAGGAUCAUCGGCUGGCGCUGCCGCCUCAUCAGGACCAAACGGACCAAACGGACCAUACGGACCAUACGGACCAAACGGCCCAUACGGACCAAACGGCCCAGGUUCAUCAGCUGCCGCCUCUGCCACCGCAUCAUCAGCCGGACCAGAAGUAGUUAUUAUCGAAGAACAAGGAUCAUCAGCUGCUGCUGCCGCUGCUGCUUCAUCAGGACCAAACGGACCAUACGGACCAAAUGGCCCAUACGGACCAGGAUCAUCGGCUGGCGCUGCCGCCUCAUCAGGACCAAACGGACCAAAUGGACCAAACGGACCAUACGGACCAUACGGCCCAGAAGGACCAAACGGACCAUACGGACCAAACGGACCAUAUGGACCAAACGGCCCAGGCUCAUCAGCUGCUGCUGCCGCUGCUGCUUCAUCAGGACCAAACGGACCAUACGGACCAAACGGACCAUAUGGACCAAACGGACCAGGUUCAUCAGCUGCCGCCUCUGCCACCGCAUCAUCAGCCGGACCAGAAGUAGUUAUUAUCGAAGAACAAGGAUCAUCAGCUGCUGCUGCCGCUGCUGCUUCAUCAGGACCAAACGGAUCAUACGGACCAUACGGACCGCAAGGAGCAGGGUCGUCGGCCGCCGCCGGUGCUAGUGCUGGUUCAGGCUACGGCCGCGCAGGCCUGUUUGGCGCUUGCAGACUCACCCGCAGACAAUUCGUUGUCAAGAUCGGCACCAGGCGUCAACCUUGCCUGACCUGCUAAUUUUCUUAACUUUUUCACAUUUAUUUUUUUAUUGGAUACAUCUUUAUUUUGUUUCUUUAUUAUUAAAUUCUGGCAUCU
This is a messenger RNA of Ostrinia furnacalis (Asian corn borer), 1548 nucleotides long. Its product is annotated as spidroin-2-like. The transcript has 2 exons. Lineage: Eukaryota; Metazoa; Arthropoda; Insecta; Lepidoptera; Crambidae. The record is from RefSeq and is a predicted model, not a curated record. The annotation marks the transcript as partial.